CACUAAUCCGCUCUCAGUACGGCGCACAGUGUUCAGCUUCGGUUGCUAAGGAACCACUGAAUGCAGGUUUCCCAAACAUGACUUUGGCAUAGUGAAGAAGGCUGGUCAGUCUGGCUGGUUGAGGUGUCGAGGGGACACCAGAAGCCACGUCAGGAUUCUGACCAACACAAUUUCCAGUGCCCUGAGUAAAUCUCAUCGUCUCAAUGACUAUCGGUGGAUAGCUGCUACAAUUAUGGUGACGCUUAUCACAGAGCAGCUCCGUAAGCAGAGUUUGGAGGAGCCUUAUUACAAGGCGUUCUCGUUCAAUGUGUCCUUGCCUGCAGUUGGUUCCAGUCCAACGGUCUCGUGGAGUGCUUGUAGGUCAACGCAAGAGACUAGCUCAGCUCCACACCUUUCAUCCAAAGCCAACCCUCUGGGUGAUUCCUGUGGACUACACUCCCCAUGGUGUCCUUCCCACUCUGGAGAACCUCUCGAGAGACCAGAGGUUUCUUUUACAAACCAGGUUUUCCAAAGCUCCCCUCCACAGCCACCUCCAAAACGCCACUGCCGCUCCCUCUCUGUUCCAGAGGACUUGUCUCGGUGUCGCUCCACCUGGCAUCCAAUUGCAUCCAAGGUGUGGACCCCAGUCAAACGUGGCUGCCAAAGUGGAGGAGCAUCUAGUUCCAGCUCUGGAGCCAGCUCUUUGCCAGUUUGUGGGCCCAGCUCCUCUUUCACCUCUUCCUCCCUCCACUCAUCUUCUAGCCCAACCUUCUUUAGCUUAGCACUAUCCUCUGACUCGCCACUUCCGUGGAGCUUCUCAUGGGACCCCUGUGACAAACCGAAAGGAGCCUGUUCUGCCUCCUUUGCUACUCCUUCCUCCUGCUCCUCUUCACCAGCCCCCUUGGUUUCCCGUUCAGUUCUGCAGCGCCGCUUGUCCCUCUCCCCUGUGCACAUUCAGGAUGCGUCCCUGGUGCUCCUUCCCCUCCAGCCCUCCCCGGCUUCUGCUGUGAUGUACAGCUGCCCCCCUGGCAUAGAACACCCAGCCCUGUCUUCAUCUCCCACUUCAGCCUGCAGCACACCGUCCUCGUCGAGGCGCGACCUGCACCCAGCGCUGCCGCGAUGCCACUCGCAACCCUGCGACAUGCGCAAACCCCGCUUGAAGAGGCGCCAUGACCCAGAUGUUGUGCCCUGCUCCAGGCCAGGCCUCGACUUCAGCAAGAUGACGCAGAUCGGUCAUCACGGGAGCCUACUGUUUGGAACAGCUGAUUGCAUUGUUCCAGUGCCUUACCAGUCGGAGCAGCGCUUGGCGUUCUCCCCUGCAGAGUUUCUGGGACGAGCGAGCAUUGGGCCACUAAGCGAAAGUGAGGAAGAAGAAGAAGAGCAGGAGGAAGAUGAUAAAAGGAAAAGGACUGCAAUAGAUGGAGUGCAAAAGAUUGCUUUUGAAAGAGACUGCACAGAACUGGACCUGAAUCUUAUAGAAGAGAACUGACCACUCGUCGACGCUGAAGUGUGAUUACUGCAUUUAUAACUGUUAAGCACAGCGCUUCUUGGGAACCUGCUGCCAUCCUAAGGCAAACACAUUUAGAUGUCCUAAUCAAGAACCAAGUAAUUAGAAGCAAAUUAAGUUACAAUGUUAUCAUUGUAAUCACUUGGUUUAUUCUUAAACAUUUCAUGAAAAUGUCAAAUGCUUGCAUAUUCAACACUUCAUAGGGAAAUGUGCAUGACCAAAUAAGCUAGUUUUUCAUGUGCCCUCAAUUUCAGCUUCUAUUUCUAAUUGAUAAAUGUCUUAGUCUUACGUUACCUAUUGGUAUGCAUAUUCAUUUCCUUAGUAUGAGUCUAUCUAAGAAAUGUGUAUACUACAGUAAUGAGAAUGUGCUUAAUAUUUUCUCCCAGGUCAUUUGACUGCACACUAAAAGCCAAUAGAAAAGAGGUUGACAUUCCUCCGUUGAUCUUCAGAUACUGGUACAGUAUUUUUGAGCAGCCCAAACAACAUAAGAAUACAGCGCUUUAUGUCCAUGCCUUCCUGCAUGUCAAAUGGGAUACAUUCCACUGCUGUUCCUAAAUCCAUUGUUAUUGUUUUUUAGUUUCAAAGGGAAACUAUUUGUUAUAUUAAGGGGCUCAAUUUUGUUCAUAUAUAUAUAUUUUCUUUAGGAGUUUAAGCUUUAACAUGUACAGACUUCUCCAAGAAUAAUACUGGUGACACUAAACUGACCAUGCCUUAAGCUUAAAACGGAGCUCUUUGUGCUCUGGGUUUUCUUCUUUUAAUUUCAUUUGCGCUAAUUCAGAUAUUUUUGGACAGGUGGCACAUGCACUAUAACGGUCAAUUAAAGUGGAGUUGACUGCUGCAGCUGGACCUUCUAAGACACAAUGUAAUGUACUGCACUGUGGUUGGAGUGAGUACAUGUAUUGAAACCAUUGUUUUGAGAGUGUAUGAUAAAGGUGGUGCAGAUGUUUUGGUGGCCUUUCAGCAAUGAUUUGUAUCGUAUUUUCAUCAGGAAAUACUGCUGUUGCACAAUUUAGGUACAAAUAAAAUUUAAUAGAGAAUUUUUUC
Pungitius pungitius (ninespine stickleback) is the source of this 2530-nucleotide messenger RNA. Its product is annotated as protein FAM53C-like. The record is from RefSeq and is a predicted model, not a curated record. Gene Ontology annotation, biological process: protein import into nucleus. Gene Ontology annotation, cellular component: nucleus. NCBI's taxonomy places the organism in Eukaryota, Metazoa, Chordata, Actinopteri, Perciformes, Gasterosteidae. The coding region runs from base 233 to 1468 and encodes 411 amino acids. The transcript is spliced from 5 exons.